Molecule: messenger RNA, 1793 nt
Organism: Octopus sinensis (East Asian common octopus)
Lineage: Eukaryota; Metazoa; Mollusca; Cephalopoda; Octopoda; Octopodidae
Product: homeobox protein orthopedia-like
Exons: 3
Coding region: 131-1150 (339 amino acids)
Biological process (GO): neuron differentiation; regulation of DNA-templated transcription
Molecular function (GO): DNA-binding transcription factor activity, RNA polymerase II-specific; DNA binding
Source: RefSeq, a predicted model, not a curated record
AUCUUUCAGUAGAAAAUCUCUAACCGGCCAAUGGCGUGAAUAUAAGCUAGUUGGCAUUUGGAGAAGAGAAACAUUGAACGAAAGAAGAGACAAAAAUUGUGUGCAGGCAAGCCUAGCGUUUGAAGAAGAUAUGGACUUGAAUUCAUCUCCAACGUCCAUGAGUUUGUCCGAGUCCCUGAUGAUGAACGGCGUUCCAGAUGUGAGCCGUAUUUCUAUCGACCAGCACCCCAGUAAAAGACUGGAUGUUCCCUCAACCGUCCUGUGUGAAUUACUCUCUACUGUUCCAGGUAUCCGCGAUCCGGGUCAUGAACUCCUUGGUGGUGCCCCGCUCAAAGAGAAAGAAGAAAACCAGCUGAAGUCUUCAGUCAUCAAUAAUGGACGAACCAGUUCAGAACAGCAUCAGUCUUCACUUAAUGGCGGUACCGGUAAUGGUAACGGAGGAGGCGGAAACAACGGCCAAGAUCUGGACAAAACUGUCAAACAAAAACGACACAGAACACGUUUCACGCCUGCCCAGUUGAACGAACUUGAGCGCAGUUUCGCUAAAACUCACUACCCAGACAUUUUUAUGCGAGAAGAAUUGGCUCUCAGAAUUGGUUUAACUGAGUCACGCGUACAGGUUUGGUUCCAGAAUCGACGAGCUAAGUGGAAAAAACGCAAGAAGACUACAAACGUGUUUCGCACACCAGGCGCUUUGCUUCCCUCACACGCACUGAACCCAUUCAGUGGCAUGAAUGAUACCCUUUGCUCAUUUCAUCCCUCAGACACCCGAUGGGCUGGUAUGUCACAAAUACCGACCCCAAUGAACGGCAAUCAAUUCGGUCUGGCGACAGCUAUACCUCGCCAGGGCUUGGCCCAGUCUUUAUCACCUCAAGUAUCGGUAGGAUUGAACCAAGGAAACGUUUUGGGUAACGGUAUCACAUGCAAUGUGACCAACACUGUGAACAGCCCUUCAAUUUACAAUACUGCCUAUUGUGUUCCUUCGUCUGGUACAUCACCCAUGUCUGAUGGAUCUCAGUCCCCGUCCAUCACAACAUCCCAGAUCCCAUGCGCCAUGCAGGAACUUGGCGAUGCAUGGAGAGGUACUAGUAUAGCAUCUCUCAGACGGAGGGCGCUGGAGCACACUGUAAGCAUGUCAGGUUUCCGAUGACCUGCGUCCUUCUACUGGACUCUCAUUGAGUAACAACAUCCGAAUACAUAUAUAUAAAAACACAUAUGUUACUAGAAGAGACAGUCUCUUACCAUUACCACAAGCAUUAUUAUUAUUACUAUUAUUAUAAUUAUAAUUAUUAUUAUCAUUACUAUUAUUAUUACCGUUGUCAUUGAAUCGUUUCAAUAAUUAGUAUUUAUAAUAGCUGCUGCUAAAUUACAAAAUAAAAACUUAAUAAAUACAUCGUAAGAAUAGCUUGAUUGAUUGAUUGAUUGAUUGAUUGAUUGAUUGAUUGAUUGAUUGAUUGGUUCAGCUGAAUUAAUUAAAUUAGAGGAAACCAGUGAGAAAUUAACGGAGGAAAAUGAAAUUCUUUUCUUCGGGUAACUCAGUUACGGCGCUGACCCCACUUUCAAAUACAUCAUAUUCUUCAACAUUUCGCUCUCACCCUGUGCAAAUCUAACGAGAAACAGAAAAAAUAAUCAGUGUUUGUCAAUAUUAAAUAUUAAAAUUGUGAAUACUAUUUCAUAUCUCUUUACUGUGCAAGAAUCCUUUUUUUUAACCUUCAAUACAAUUUUAAAUCAUUACUAAAAAAACCUGAUCUGAAUUUUUUUUAUUGAAUCUCAAACACAAGACACGCACACUC